GGCUAAACCCCGCCUCCAGAGAGGAGGAAGCUCCGCCUCCCUCCACAACACCCUCAUGAGAAACAGCAUCUUCCAGCUAAUGAUUCACACUCUCGAUCCUCUCAGCGACGGGAGGUUCAAGGAGAAGGCAUCAAUUCUACACAAGAUUGCAAGAAAAAAGGGACAAGAUGAGGCAAAUGGUGUUGUUGACAAGAAUCUUCCCAACAGCACUAAUGUGGAGGUUGAAGUCACUCCACCUAUGAAUGGCAGUGCUGGAGCUGAGGUGAUGUCGCAACACGACUAGAUCAUCUUGAUAUAUUCAAAUAUAUUGGAAUCCUUAAAAGGGUGGUUGAUU
This is a messenger RNA of Sinocyclocheilus rhinocerous, 334 nucleotides long. RefSeq names its product sodium/potassium/calcium exchanger 2-like. Bases 56 to 283 code for a protein of 75 amino acids. The record is from RefSeq and is a predicted model, not a curated record. Lineage: Eukaryota; Metazoa; Chordata; Actinopteri; Cypriniformes; Cyprinidae. The transcript has 3 exons.